Messenger RNA from Phacochoerus africanus (Common warthog), 1787 nucleotides. RefSeq names its product splA/ryanodine receptor domain and SOCS box containing 3 (gene SPSB3). Gene Ontology annotation, molecular function: protein binding. Gene Ontology annotation, cellular component: SCF ubiquitin ligase complex. Lineage: Eukaryota; Metazoa; Chordata; Mammalia; Artiodactyla; Suidae. The transcript has 7 exons. Bases 306 to 1364 code for a protein of 352 amino acids. The record is from RefSeq and is a predicted model, not a curated record. Gene Ontology annotation, biological process: proteasome-mediated ubiquitin-dependent protein catabolic process.
GCACGCUGCCCGGCUUCGCAGCGGGGUCAGACUCGGGGCCGUGCUUUCAGCGUGCACCGCCUGGCGCCAGCUGUGUGCCGCGGAGGUGGCGGGCGGGGAAUGGGUUGGGCUCACUGAAGCCGUCUCCCGAAACGAACCCUGGUGUGCAGACGCGCUCCCAUCCCUCGAAAGCUCUGCCUUACCUAAUUCACCAUCGUCUCUCGGGGUCGUGGCUGGGGGACAGUCCUGGCCCUCCUGAGGAUUUCAAUCCAGGGAAAAGCCGCGAAGUAGAUGAUCACAGAAAUCGACUUAUUAUCCUAUCCACCAUGACCAGGCGCCCACGGAGCAGCAGAGCGUGGCAUUUUGUCUUGAGUGCAGCCCGUCGAGACGCGGAUGCCCGGGCCGUGGCUCUGGCAGGGACCCCCAACUGGGGCUACGACUCUGAUGGGCAGCACAGCGACUCAGAUUCCGACCCCGAGUGUCCGAACGCGCCACCCUCCAUCCCCAGCGCGGUGCCCGUGACCGGGGAGUCCUUCUGUGACUGUGAUAGUCAGAGCGAGGCCUUCUGCGGCAGCCUGCACACCGCCCACCGGGGCAGGGACUGCCGCUGCGGGGAGGAGGACGAGGAUUUCGACUGGGUCUGGGAUGACCUGAACAAGUCCUCAGCCACCCUGCUGAGCUGCGACAACCGCAAGGUCAGCUUCCACACGGAGUACAGCUGUGGCACGGCAGCCAUCCGCGGCACCAAGGAGCUGGCCGAGGGCCAGCACUUCUGGGAGAUCAAGAUGACCUCGCCCGUCUACGGCACCGACAUGAUGGUGGGCAUCGGGACAUCGGAUGUGGACCUGGACAAGUACCAUCACACGUUCUGCAGCCUGCUCGGCAGGGACGAGGACAGCUGGGGCCUCUCCUACACGGGGCUCCUCCACCAUAAGGGCGACAAGACCAGCUUCUCCUCGCGGUUCGGCCAGGGCUCCAUCAUCGGCGUCCACCUGGACACCUGGCACGGCACACUAACCUUCUUCAAGAACAGGAAGUGCAUAGGAGUGGCAGCCACGCAGCUGCAGAACAAGAGGUUCUACCCGAUGGUGUGUUCCACGGCGGCCAAGAGCAGCAUGAAAGUGAUCCGCUCCUGCGCCACCAUCACCUCCCUGCAGUACCUGUGCUGCUACCGCCUGCGCCAGCUGCGGCCCGACUCCGGGGACACGCUCGAGGGCCUGCCCCUGCCACCCGGCCUCAAGCAGGUGCUGCACCACAAGCUGGGCUGGGUCCUGAGCAUGAGCUGCACCCACCACAAGCCCCCUGCACCUGCGCCCUCGCCGGCAGCUAGUCCCAGCAGCCCUGAGAGCCGGCGCUGCCAGAGGAAGCGCUGCCGAAGGACCUAGCUUGUUCCACCAAAACGGCCUUCUGGGCCCGGGGCAGCGGCGACGCUGCCCACCCUUUGGACCACCCUCCAGGGCCACGGGAGAGGGAAGCCUGGGCUGAGGUGGUCUCGGCUGCCCCCUGCCGCCCAAGGCUGGACAGGCCUUGUUCUGGAGGCUCUGGGGCCUCUGGGGCCUCGCCCUGUGAUCCUGAGACCAGGACCGCCCAGGUCUGCGUGCUGCCUGUGCCCCAUGAGCGGCCACGGCCCCAGAACAGCUGGACGCAGGCUGCAGGCCCAGGAGGCUGUGGUCUGCUGCCUGCAAGGAUGGCCUCUUCCUGCCGUCUCUGGCCUCGGGUUCUCAACUCCCCUUUUGCAUGUGGUCAGCUGCCAUCGGUCCCGUCUGAGGCCGAAGCGACUCUGUAAUAAAGGUAGCCUUGACGUCUGA